This is a messenger RNA of Cannabis sativa, 2921 nucleotides long. RefSeq lists its product as uncharacterized. The record is from RefSeq and is a predicted model, not a curated record. Lineage: Eukaryota; Viridiplantae; Streptophyta; Magnoliopsida; Rosales; Cannabaceae. Bases 166 to 2742 code for a protein of 858 amino acids. The transcript is spliced from 12 exons.
UGUAGCCGAGGAAGGGGUUAUCCUAUUCGUAGAAGGUAAUAUGUUAUUCGAAGCACCAAACAUACGGUAUUAAGCUCGAACUCCGAAGAGACCCGUAAGAACUGAGAACCAGACUCGGCAUUUGGGUGCUCUUCUUCUUUUGCCCAACCAAUCAAAGGGAAAGAGAUGGAAAGCCCAGACCAUUUAAGGACACACUGGACACCAGCAAUGGAGAACUAUUUUAUUGAUAUGAUGUUGGAUCAGGUGCACAGGGGAAAUAGGAUGGGUCAUACUUUCAAUAAACAAGCUUGGAAUGAUAUGUUGAUGAUGUUCAAUGCCAAAUUUGGAUCUCCUUAUGAUUUAAAUAUGUUAAAAAGUCGUUACACAAUUUUGUGGAAGCUAUUUAACAAUGUCAAGAAUCUCCUUGAUCAAAACGAGUUUUCUUGGGACAAUUGUCGACAAAUGGUGGUUGCUGAAAAAUAUGUUUGGGAUGCCUACAUAAAGGCUCAUCCGGAUGCACAAUCUUUUAGGAACAAAGCUUUGGUAAAGUUCAAUGAUUUGUGCUUGAUAUAUUCACAUACAACAGCAGAUGGGAGAUACAGCCUUUCAAGUCAUGAUAUAGAAUUUGAUGAUGAAAUUCAACCGAUGAAUAUGGGUGUGGGUUUCGCUAUUGGUGUGAGUAACCUUGGUCCUACAACUAAAGAGAGGUCAAAGAUUAAUUGGACACCAGCCAUGGAUCAUUAUUUUUUGAAACUUAUGCUCGAUCAACUGAACAAGGGCAACAAGAUCGACAUUGAUUUUAGGAGACAAGCAUGGAAAAAUGUGUUGAUUUUGUUCAAUACAAAAUUCAGCUGUCAGUGUGGCAAAAGAAUCUUAAAACAUCGAUAUAAGAAAUUGUUCAAGUAUUAUACUGAUGUAAGGAGCAUACUUGAAGAAAAAGGAUUCUAUUGGGAUGAAAAACAACAAAGGAUUGUAGCUGAUGCUAUUCAUUGGGAUAAUUACAUUAGGGCACACCCAGAUGCACGUUUCUAUAGGAAGAAACCCUUGCUAAACUAUCAAGACUUGGGAUUAAUAUAUGGAAAUGCAAUUAGCAAUGGAGUUCACAUUCAGAAAGGGAAAUACAUUGACAGUGACAUUGUACAAUUCAAUGCUGGUGAAGAUGGGGAAGGGCAUUGUGCAGGUGAUGAUCACCUGGCGUACUCUGAAAAGGAUCCUGACAGUGAAGGUCCAGACUUGAUGAUUAAUGAGGAAGAAGUUCAGAGUGAUAUUAAUGAUGAUCAUUCAAGAAUAGAUUGGACGCCUUCAAUGGACCGUUGCCUCCUUGAUAUUAUGCUGGAGCAAGUUCAUAAGUUGAACAAGAUCAAUCACUCCAUUGACAACCAACUGUGGAUAGAUAUAGUGGCAUUGUUCAAGGAAAGAUUUGGAUUGCAAUAUCAUAAAGAUGUUUUGAGGAGUCGAUCUAAGAAUUUGGAGAAACAAUACCUAGAUAUGAAGGAUCUUCUUGCACAGAGGGGUUUCUGGUGGGAUGAAAUGCAACAAAUGGUCACAGCUUAUGAUCAUGUUUGGGAUACUUAUAUUGAGGAACACCCUGGAGCAAAAUUAUACAGAGACAUAUCCAAGCCUAACUACAAUGAUUUGUGCUUAAUAUAUGGAGAUUCAACAGCUAACAGACGAUGUAGCCAAGCAGACCAAUAUGCUAGUUGCACUGGAGCCAAACUGAACAAUAGCUACCACCGGAAAACUGAUUGGACCCCAGCGAAGGAUCGAUAUUUUAUUGAUUUAAUGCUAGAGCAAGUCCGCAAUGGAAGCAUGCUUAAUCAUAAAUUUAGUAAGUUAGGCUGGGCUGAUAUAAUUGCAAAGUUCAGUGCAGAAUUCGGUUCUCAGUAUGACAGAGAUGUCUUAAUAAACCGUUCUCUGAAUUUGAGGAAACGCUUUAUUGACAUGAAAAGUCUACUUGACCAGAAUGGUUUUGUUUGGGAUGAGAUGCAACAAAUGAUAGUUGCUGAUGAUGAUCUCUGGGAUGCUUAUGUCGAGGAGUACCCUGACUUGAGAUCAUACCGUUAUAGAACCUUCCCAAAUUUCAAUGAUUUAUUCUUGAUAUUUGGAGAAGCAGACACAAUGCAAAAGGACAGCUAUUCCAGUCACUCAAUGCAUAGUGAGGACGAUGACCUCGAAGAAAAUAUCGGUGAAGAAGAUCAACAGUCCCCAGUUGAUACUUUUCCCAUGGUGUAUCCUGAUGCAGUUUCGUACUGGGAUGGUUAUAAUAGCUCCAAUGAGUUAUGGGCGGCUAUCGGUUAUGGUGUCCCUAGCGGAAGAUCACAUGUGAGUACAGAAAGGGAAAUGGAAAGCAAUUUCCCAACUAUGAGGAUGGAUGAUGAUGAUGAUGCAUUUCAUGACCUGCAAUUGCCAGAGAAGGAAUUCGAAAUAUCUGAUCAGCGAAAUAAGCGAAAAUCUACUAGUUUGUCAAAAACAGAAGGUAGAAAAAGAGAAAGAAGAAUCAACAAGGUGGAAAUGAAGAAAGAAACAAUUGAUGAUAAAACAGGUAUGACAAACUGGUUCCAAAGUAGUGAAGAAGAAGAAGAAAAGGACUACUACUCCUCAAUUGAAAAUAUUGUAGCUGCACUUGAAACAGUACCAGAUAUGAAUGAGGAGGUCUUCUUGGAAGCUUGUGAACUUUUAGAAGAUGAAAGUAAGGCCAAAAUGUUUGUUGCCAUGGAUGUAAAAGCACGAAAGAAGUGGUUGUUAAGAAAACUUUGCCGAUAGCAUAUGUUAAUUUGGUAACAUGUCAAAGUUAUUCACAUUUCCGACUCAAAUGUGGAUGAUGGGUUUGUAAUUUGUAUAUGAAAUGAAAAAGAAAAACACCAUGUGCUUGUUUUGGGGCCUGUCAAAUUAUCAGGUCAAACACAAAACGUGGUCAUUUUAAUUUUUCAUCCCCUCAAAAA